Cornus florida is the source of this 1880-nucleotide messenger RNA. Its product is annotated as dihydropyrimidine dehydrogenase (NADP(+)), chloroplastic. Gene Ontology annotation, biological process: uracil catabolic process; thymine catabolic process. Gene Ontology annotation, molecular function: iron-sulfur cluster binding; NADP binding; uracil binding. NCBI's taxonomy places the organism in Eukaryota, Viridiplantae, Streptophyta, Magnoliopsida, Cornales, Cornaceae. Gene Ontology annotation, cellular component: cytoplasm. The transcript has 7 exons. Bases 390 to 1670 code for a protein of 426 amino acids. The record is from RefSeq and is a predicted model, not a curated record.
UUGCUGAGAAUUCGUAGGAAGUUUCUGUACCACCACAGCAUUCAAACAUUAUAAAUUUGUCAAAUCAAACCACGACUCUAUUGUCUUUUUAUCUCCUUCGAUACAAUCCAUUUUAUUUGCAUCAUCCACACGCGAUCUCUAUAUUUUAUUACAUGUGUUUGAAUAUAUACAUAUAUAUAUAUAUACAUGUAUUUAAUUCAAAACGUUGAAUGAUAGAGGAGAGGAGUGAGUCAUCUACAAUCAAAUGCAAAAGACAGAUAAGAAGAUUCCCCUGUCUCUUCAAUCCCUAACCUCAAUUUUAUAUUCACCAUCUUGAUUCCAAAUUACUCAUCAAUUCCAUUAUCUUCAUCUUCUUCACACGGUACCAAUUAUAGAUCUUGAAUACGGCCAUGGCGUCGCUCAGCUUCAGUCAGAUCAUCGGAGCCAAAACCUCCGCGGUUGAGUAUCCACGAAGACGGCAGAGUUUUGGUCGUCGGUGUGGUAGCAGAGUUGGAGUGUUGAAGGUUUCUGCUUCGGGGGAGAGUCGAUCAGAGCCCGAUCUUAGUGUGACCGUCAAUGGUCUCCAAAUGCCCAAUCCGUUUGUCAUCGGGUCGGGUCCUCCGGGGACCAAUUAUACGGUCAUGAAGAGGGCUUUCGAUGAAGGUUGGGGUGCUGUCAUUGCCAAAACAGUUUCAUUGGAUGCUGCAAAGGUUGUAAAUGUAACUCCUCGAUAUGCUCGCUUACGGGCAGAUGGAAAUGGCUCAGCCAAAGGACAGAUUAUUGGCUGGGAAAAUAUUGAACUCAUAAGUGACCGGCCUCUUGAAACCAUGUUGAAAGAGUUCAAGCAAUUGAAAGAAGAGUAUCCAAAUAGGAUACUUAUUGCUUCAAUCAUGGAGGAGUAUGACAAAGGUGCCUGGGAGGAGCUUAUUGACCGAGUGGAGCAAACUGGAGUUGAUGCCAUUGAAAUCAACUUCUCAUGUCCUCAUGGUAUGCCAGAGCGUAAAAUGGGUGCUGCAGUUGGGCAAGAUUGUGCAUUGUUGGAGGAGGUUUCUGGAUGGAUCAAUGCGAAAGCCACUGUUCCAGUGUGGGCAAAGAUGACUCCAAACAUCACUGACAUUACACAGCCAGCUAGAGUGUCCCUGAGAUCAGGAUGUGAGGGAAUAGCUGCUAUUAACACAAUCAUGAGUGUCAUGGGGAUCAAUCUCAAAUCCUUACGUCCGGAGCCCUGUGUUGAAGGAUACUCAACUCCUGGGGGCUAUUCAUGCAAGGCAGUCCAUCCUAUUGCACUUGGUAAAGUGAUGAGUAUUGCGCAAAUGAUGAAGUCAGAAUUUAAUGAUAAGGACUACUCUCUUUCUGGUAUUGGAGGUGUUGAGACAGGAGGUGAUGGUGCUGAAUUUAUCCUUCUCGGAGCAAAUACAGUUCAGGUCUGCACAGGUGUUAUGAUGCAUGGUUAUGGUCUCGUGAAGAAACUAUGCUCUGAGCUGAAGGAUUUCAUGAAAAUGCACAAUUUUUCAUCAAUAGAAGAUUUCAGAGGGAUUUCUCUUCCGUACUUCACAACUCACACAGAUUUGGUACAAAGGCAGCAAGAAGCGAUCUGGCAGAGGAAAGCUGCCAGGAAAGGAUUGCAGUCUGACAAAGACUGGACAGGAGAUGGCUUUGUGAAAGAAACUGAAAGCAUGGUUUCUAACUGACGUUGUAUUGCAAUAAGCAUUUUUCCUUUUAUUAUUGAAAAUAAAUUUGGCUUUCGAACUCUGUAUUCGGGUCUAGGAUAGAGUCUUCUUUCCUUCAAAUUUGGGUGCAGGGUUGAAGUCCUUGUAGAUUGAAUUGUUGGAUGGACUCACUUUUGUGAGGCUUGUUCUGGUAAUAAUGAAUGAAGAACAGUUUAGGAUUUCAUGGCGUAA